Messenger RNA from Pezoporus flaviventris, 1644 nucleotides. It is a transcript of the gene IL10RB, whose product is annotated as interleukin 10 receptor subunit beta. Gene Ontology annotation, cellular component: membrane. Bases 283 to 1308 code for a protein of 341 amino acids. Gene Ontology annotation, molecular function: interleukin-10 receptor activity; protein binding. The transcript is spliced from 7 exons. NCBI's taxonomy places the organism in Eukaryota, Metazoa, Chordata, Aves, Psittaciformes, Psittacidae. The record is from RefSeq and is a predicted model, not a curated record. Gene Ontology annotation, biological process: blood coagulation.
GCUGGAUGUGCUUCUGCUGGAAAGGCUUUGGAACCGGCGGGGUGAGCCGGCCGCGGUGCAGGCCGUGUCCCCUGUUGCUCGGAGGCUAUCAGCCCCGCUGGCGGAGGGUUGAGCCCCGCAGCUGGGGGCGGCAGCGGAGCCGUACACCGCCCCGCCCCGCAACGGGAAGACGGAAGGGUUUCGGGGCAGCCCCGCUCCUCGUCGGAGAGGGCAGCACCCGGUGCCAUGGCGCGACUUCGCUGGCAGCCCCACUGCUGAGGGAACCCCGCGCCGGGAGCCGCCAUGGCCGCCCUUCGGUCUGCCCUCUGUAGCUGCCUCCUGCUCUGCGUAUCUGGAAUAGUGCCAAAACCCCAAAACACAAGGAUUACUUCAGUUAAUCUUCGUAGCAUUUUACAAUGGGAUGCACCUAGGUUUUACAAAGGGAAUAUAAGUUACACUGUCCAAUCUAAGAGCAUCAAUUUACCUGGAGACACAUACGAAAAUGUGAGCACAAAUUUGAGACUCACAGAGUGUGAUGUCUCUUCUCUGUCUGCAUAUGGAGACUACAUUUUACAGGUCCGAGUGGAGUCAGAAAAUGACCAUUCAGACUGGACGGCCAUCAGAUUUAAGCCAAUGGAUGACACCAUCAUUGGGCCACCUGACGUAAAAGUGAAGUCAGAGUCUGGGUCUCUGCAUGUGGAUUUCAUAGGCCCUUUUGCUGAGCGUGACAACUGGCCUCUGAAGCAGUAUUACGGUUCAUGGAAUUACAGGAUACUGUACUGGAAGAAAGGCAGCACUGCUUCCGGGGUAGCUCAUGUAGACACUAAACAUAACACUGAAAUCCUCUCUCAGUUGGAGCCAUGGACGAUAUAUUGUAUUCAAGUGCAAGCAGUUAUCCCCGAGUGGAACAAAACAGGGGAACUGAGUGAAGUGCUGUGUGAGCAGACAACCCACAACGGUGUAACUCCUGUGUGGAUAGUUGUGACCAUUCUUAUAGGAUCAAUGUUGGUCGUUGUGAUAUCUGUUCCUGUCUGUUUCUUUUUGGUUUUGUAUCUGUAUCGACUCACCAAACAUGUUUUCUGUCCUUCAUAUGUUUUCCCACAACACUUGAAAGAGUUCUUGAACAAGCCUUCCAGUGGUUCACAGAUUUUUUCUCCAGUCCCACAAGAAGAGCAUCUCUUUUAUGACAAGCUAACUGUCAUUUCGGAAGAAUCCAAAAGUCACAGUGAUGAGAGUGGAGAUGAAGCCAGCAAGACACCAGAGCACCUUCAGGACUCUGAACAAGAAAAUUCUGAUUCAAGAAUAGUAUCAGUUUCAGAAAAGGCCUGAAUGCACUCCUCAUACUUCACUCAGACCAAAGGAAAAUCAAAUGGUCUGUUGAACUUAUCUUCUACUUGCUACAGUCUUAAGACAGUAAAAAUGAAUACAUGAAGAUGUGUACACAGACUUUUGACAGACAUACUAUUUUUUUGAGUACAAGAAACUUGACUAUAAAUGAGGAAUUAAGCAAUACAUAAUUUUUGCUACUGUUUGUAGUGGCUCACUUUUAAUUUGUAGCAAUACCUGACACUGUCAUGACAUUAAUUUAAUGAGCAAUUACAUAUAAUACUAGUUAAUUUAACUUUGAUGAACUAUUUAUUGCAGAAGUUAAUAAAACUGAAACUU